Molecule: messenger RNA, 4119 nt
Organism: Ostrea edulis (European flat oyster)
Lineage: Eukaryota; Metazoa; Mollusca; Bivalvia; Ostreida; Ostreidae
Product: E3 ubiquitin-protein ligase TRIM71-like
Exons: 5
Coding region: 79-2676 (865 amino acids)
Biological process (GO): positive regulation of DNA-templated transcription; proteasome-mediated ubiquitin-dependent protein catabolic process; protein polyubiquitination
Cellular component (GO): chromatin; nucleoplasm
Molecular function (GO): zinc ion binding; ubiquitin protein ligase activity; protein binding
Source: RefSeq, a predicted model, not a curated record
UCAUAGUCUUGUCGCAAGGGAAGGCCGCCAUAGUGAAGUCAGUUUGACUAUUCAUGUGAAGGGCCACAAGCAGAUCUGAUGAUGGACCCCCGUUCCAGUGCCCAGGACGUGACCCGAUGUGACCUGUGUGAGACCGCCGUAGUACAGAUGUACUGUGAUACGUGCCUCGUCAAUCUGUGUAAGGCCUGCGUGGGAGAACACACGUUUUCUGAUGAAUCCAAGAAACAUGAAAUUCGAAGGUUUCGAAAACCCACCCCCCUCUACCCUGGAUGUACCUCUCAUGAUAAAGAACGAUGUCAAAUGUUUUGUAAACAAUGUCACAUUCCAGUCUGCAUUACUUGUAUCGCUUCUGAUCAACAUUUAGGUCAUAAAAUAUUUAAAAUAAUGCAAAUUUUAGAGAAAAAGAAAGAAAAGAUUACCAAAGAGAAAACAGAAUUAAAUGAAACAAUUUAUCCAGCCUACCAGGACAUUGUUUCUGAUGUACAAAACAGAAUGAUUCAGUUAGAAAAGAAAUAUGGAGAUCUCUUAACAGCCAUCACAAAAUAUGGAGAGGACUGGCAUAAAGAAAUUGACAAACUUGUCAAGAAACUGAAAGCUGAAGUGGAGGAGAUGAAAACCACACAGUUACACAUUCUGCAGAAGCAUCUGGAUGAAGUGAACAAGACAAUUUCUGACAUCAACGAUGAAAUCAAUUCAAUGGAUGUUGCUUUGGACUCUAAUGACAUGUCCAAAGUAUUCAGUGUUUUGUCUAAUGUAGAUGAAUACAAAAAACUUCCACAAAAAAUUCUGCCCUCUUUACCUAAAUUCACCCCAGGAAGAUUUCACGGAGAACUAUAUAAACUGUUUGGAACUUUAUCAUCAAUUUCUGUCCAAUCAGAAGCACAUGGUUACAGUAUAAAGACAACACAGAAAUCCCCAGAAGCUGCAUCCUCUCCUGUCAUCAAACAGCUGCUUGAUGAACCACAGAUUGUCACCACCAUACACCCUGGGUUUAGAAACCUUUACAAUGUGGCCUGUCUGAGUGAUGAAGAAAUCUGGACAUGUGGAAAUAACAGCACAAUGAAACUUUUCAGCAUCAAUCAGGGAUCACUACUCAAGUCAAUCAGAACCAAAUCAGGGAACACUCCAACAGACAUAGCCGUGACAAACAGUGGGGAUCUGAUUUAUACUGAUUACUGGGAUAAAACUGUAAACAUUGUGAAGAAUGAAGAGAUACGGACCAUGAUCAGACUACAGAACUGGAAACCUCAUGGUGUCUGCAGUACCUCCUCUAGGGGUCUUCUGGUUAUCAUGGAGAGUGAUGAUCGAAAACAAUCCAAAGUUGUGCGUUACAUUGGCUCUACAGAGACAAAAACUAUUCAGUUUGAUGACCAGGGUCAACCUCUCUAUUCACCUGGUCUUCUCACUAAAUACAUCAGUGAGAACAAGAACCUGGAUAUCUGUGUGACUGACUGUGGAGCUAAAGCUGUGGUGGUUGUCAAUCAGGACGGCAAACUGAGGUUCAGGUACACUAGACAUACGAACAAACCAUUUGAUCCCCGAGAAAUCACAACAGACAGUCAGAGUCACAUCCUCACAGCUGAUGGUAACAAUCACUGUGUCCAUAUCAUAGACCAGGACGGACAGUUCCUCCGUUACAUAGACUGUGGACUGAGUGAAUCCCGGGUACUGUGUAUAGAUACAAACGACAAUCUGUUUGUUGCUGAAUUUAGUAACACACAACCGCCACAUAAAUUUACUGGUGGCCUUUUAAUGAUGGACCCCCGUACCAGUGCCCAGGAUGUGAUGCGAUGUGACCUGUGUGAGACCGCCAUAAAAACCCAGAAAUCCCCAGAAGCUGCAUCCUCUCCUGUCAUCAAACAGCUGCUUGAUGAACCACAUAUUGUCACCACCAUACACACUGGGUAUGAAAACCUUUACAAUGUGGCCUGUCUGAGUGAUGAAGAAAUCUGGACAUGUGGAAAUAACAGCACAAUUAAACUCUUCAGCAUCAAUCAGGGAUCACUACUCAAGUCAGUCAGAACCAAGUCUGGGAACUGGCCAACAGACCUAGCAGUAACAAACAGUGGGGAUCUGGUUUAUACUGAUUACAGAGAUAGAACUGUGAACAUUGUGGAGAAUGAAGAGAUACAGACCGUGAUCAGACUACAAAACUGGAAACCUCGUGGUGUCUGCAGUACUUCCUCUGGAGAUCUCCUGGUUACCAUGAUCAGUGAUGAUCACAAACAAUCCAAAGUUGUUCAUUACUCUGGCUCCACAGAGACACAAACCAUUCAGUUUGAUGAUCAGGGUCAACCCCUCUAUUCAUCUGUUUAUUACAUUAAAUACAUCAGUGAGAACAGGAACCUGGAUAUCUGCGUGGCUGACUGUGGAGUUAAAGCAGUAGUGGUGGUUAAUCAGGCCGGGAAACUGAGAUUUAGGUACACUGGACAUACUCCUACUCCAAAGAACAAACCAUUCAAUCCACAAGGAAUCACCACAGACAGUCAGAGUCACAUCCUCACAGCUGAUAAAAACAAUGACUGUGUCCACAUCAUAGACCAGGAUGGACAGUUCCUCCGUUACAUAGACUGUAGAUUGCGUUCUCCCUGGGGACUGUUGUUAGAUACAAAUGACAAUCUGUUUAUUUCUCAACAUAGAAACAAAAUAGUGAAGAAAAUCAAAUAUCAGCAGUGAAAUUAAACAUCAGUGAUGGAUUUAGACAGCAGUAAAAUUCAACAUCAGUGGUGAAUUUAGACAGCAGUGAAAUUAAACAUCGGUGAUAGUGAAAUUAAACAUCGGUGAUGAAUUUUGACAGCAGUGAAAUUAAACAUCAGCAAUGAAUUUAGACAGCAGUGAAAUUAAACAUCAUGCAGUGAUGAAUUUUGACAGCAGCAUUCCUCCUACAACUGGAUAGUUAUUACAUGUACUGAUAUUUACCUGAUAUCUUUCAGUGCAUUUCAUUUUUAUAUAUGAAGACCUUUAUAAGACAUUCAUUAAAAGAAGCAUAUGGAAUAAAGUAAAAUAUAAAUAUAUUCUAUUUGGAUCUGAUUUACAUGUAAAUGUAAUGUUAGACUAUGUGUGUUAUUGGAAAUUGAAAAGCAUUUAUUGAAAGCAUUAAGGUAAUUAUACAAACUUCUAUAUAAAAAAAAUUCACCACAAUUUUACAUGUACAAACAACUUGGACACUGUUGCCAUAUUUGAUUGAUUGAUUAAAUGAUGUUUUCUGCCACACUCAACAAUUUUUCAGUUAUCUGGUGGUGCCCAGUUUUUAUUGGUGGAAGAGAGAACCCAGAUACAAUGCAUAAUUUUCAUCCUUACUGUUUACGGAGUGCCAAAUUAACAAAAACUCAAAUGAUUGAAGAUAUUAAUUAUUUGAAGACAUAUCAUUAAUUUAUUCGAUGCAAGCAACAAUUCAAUUAAUUUAAAAGAUCUCUUCAAAUAAUUAGUGAUAUCUUCAAUUCUGAAUUAUUGCACGCAUUAAUUGAAUUGGUGAUAGCAUUAAUCAUUCUGCUGAAUUAAUUGAUGAGAGCAAUCAUUGAAUUGUUGCUGUCUUCAAAUGAAUUGAUGAUCGAUAUAAACAAUUGAAUUGAUGCACCCUGCAAUUCAAUGAAAGAUAGCAAUAAUUGAAUUAUUGCUCUCUUUAAUUGAAGUAAUGAUAUCAAGCUUAAUAAUUUACAUGGAAUUAAUGCACGCAUCCUUUUAAAGAGAGCAACAAUUCAAUUAAAGAGCUCAUUAAUUAAAAGAAUUAUCAUUCACAUCAUAUGAAUUAAUUGCAUUGAAGAGAGCAAUAAUUCUAUUAGAUCUGUACAUGAAUUGUUGUUUAUGUUAAUUUGAUGUUAAAUAGCUAUCUGAUCACCUAACUAUUAAUGCAAGGGUCCCGGGUUCUAUCUCUGAUGGAUCAAAAGAUUUAUCUCCCCUUCUUUGCUACAAUAACUUAGUAAUGUCCAUUUAUACAAGUAAAUUGUACCUGAAAUAUAAUGUACGUAAAAUUUUGAAUUAUUGAGAAAUGUUGCGCAUGUCAAUAACAUUAUAGUGUGAACCAACCCUAUACAGUUUGGAAUGUCUGCAUACUAUUUUGAUAAACUCAGUUUUUUGUUCCUAUUGGAGAGAUUAAUUCUAGUUAAAAAUAAAUCAGGC